UCAACAGGCAUGCCCAAAGAAAACUACGAGCCCCCUGACCCUCGGAGGAUGUACACAAUUAUGUCUUCUGAGGAGGCAGCAAAUGGAAAGAAAUCACAUUGGGUGGAGCUUGAAAUAAGUGGAAAAGUAAGAAGCUUAAGCUCAUCUUUGUGGUCACUAACUCACUUGACAGCUUUGCAUUUGAGUGACAAUUCCCUGUCCCGCAUUCCUUCAGACAUUGCCAAGCUUCACAAUCUGGUAUAUCUGGACCUGUCCUCUAAUAAGAUCCGUAGUUUACCAGCAGAACUCGGAAACAUGGUAUCACUCAGGGAGCUCCAUUUAAAUAACAACCUGUUACGAGUUCUACCUUUUGAGCUGGGAAAACUGUUUCAGUUGCAGACUUUAGGCCUGAAAGGAAACCCGCUUGCCCAGGAUAUACUGAGCCUUUACCAGGAACCAGAUGGUACAAGAAGGCUGCUGAGCUAUUUGCUGGAUAACUUGUCAGUUUCAACAGAACAGCCACCUCCAAGAUCGUGGAUUAUGUUGCAAGAACCAGACAGAACAAGGCCCACCGCCUUGUUUUCUGUCAUGUGCUAUAAUGUUCUUUGUGAUAAAUAUGCGACCCGGCAGUUAUACGGCUACUGUCCAUCAUGGGCACUCAAUUGGGACUACAGGAAAAAGGCCAUUAUUCAAGAAAUCUUGAGCUGCAAUGCUGACAUUGUGAGUCUUCAGGAGGUUGAAACGGAACAGUAUUACAGUUUUUUUCUGGUAGAACUGAAAGAACGUGGCUAUAAUGGAUUCUUUAGUCCUAAGUCUAGAGCUAGGACAAUGUCAGAACAAGAAAGAAAACAUGUUGACGGCUGUGCAAUAUUCUUCAAAACGGAAAAAUUUACUUUGGUUCAGAAACACACUGUUGAAUUUAAUCAGCUAGCAAUGGCAAAUUCAGAAGGGUCUGAAGCUAUGCUGAACAGAGUCAUGACAAAAGAUAACAUUGGCGUUGCAGUACUGCUAGAGCUACGAAAGGAAUUGAUUGAAAUGUCGUCUGGAAAGCCACAUCUUGGAACAGAAAAACAACUUAUCCUUGUGGCCAACGCUCAUAUGCAUUGGGACCCUGAGUACUCUGAUGUGAAGUUGGUACAAACGAUGAUGUUCCUCUCGGAAGUGAAGAACAUUAUUGAUAAAGCCUCUCGAAACUUCAAAUCCGGCGUAUUGGGAGAGUUUGGAACUAUUCCGCUGGUGUUAUGUGCAGACCUUAAUUCUUUGCCAGACUCUGGUGUUGUGGAGUAUCUGAGCACGGGUGGAGUAGAAACAAAUCAUAAAGACUUCAAGGAACUGAGAUACAAUGAAAGUCUCACCAACUUCAGCUGUAACGGGAAGAAUGGAGCACCCAACGGGAGAAUCACUCAUGGCUUCAGGUUGAAGAGUGCCUAUGAGAGCGGCCUGAUGCCUUACACAAACUACACGUUCGAUUUCAAGGGUAUAAUCGACUACAUCUUCUAUUCCCAGCCUCAGCUGAACACGCUGGGCAUCCUGGGGCCCCUGGAUCACCACUGGCUGGUGGAGAACAACAUCAGCGGCUGCCCGCACCCCCUCAUCCCCUCCGACCACUUCUCACUUUUCGCACAGCUGGAGCUCUUGCUGCCUUUCCUGCCCCACAUCAAUGGCAUUCACCUUUCUGGCAGGAGGUAGUCGAGCACCUCUGAGGACGCCUCGACUGCUCGUCGGCUCGUGAGGAUCUGAGUUUAGGGGAGUGAGGUAUGGCUGCUGGGGAUUAUGUUUGUCUUGAGGACGAUUUGGAUUUCAGUCUGAUUAUCUGUGAAGACAGAAGCCAGGUCCUAGCAGCGACACGUUGUGGGUUUCGGUGAGGACACAGAGCGACAGCCAGGUGCUAGCAGCACACACAUUCUGAGCCCAAUUUGCUCUAUCCUGCUAGACAGGGAGGGGUGUGUUUGCACCUGUCUUUAAUUCGUUACAAGAACUUUUCCUAUUUGUUCUACCCAAGAUAAUAUUUUCAUGCCUUGAAAUAGGAAAAUGUUUGAGCAGCAUAUUGUCUUUGCACAGAAAUCUGUAGCACUACUUUUUUGAGGCCAGUAGUAACAUCCAGAGACCAUUCUUCCAGACUUCACUCCCUCCUUUUCCAGACUUGUUUAUAAAAUAAUAGAAUUUGAAUUUAGCCUUUAUGAUUGUAUAUGAUCCACAGAAGACCUGAUUUAUGAAAUUUUGUACUAAAAAUCAGAUUUGGAAGCGAUUGUAUUGUACACCGAGGCUAAGUUUUUUUACCUAUUUCGUGUGUUCCAGAGGCCAGCUUGUAAAAGAAGCUGCCACAGACCUUCUCUGCUCAUGAUUUGCACUGCGAGGGUUGUGUUAGCCCUUUUGUACUACUUACUUUAUUUUUAAAUCGAGAACAUGGUUCUUUAAAUCCAAAUCUGCUUAAACCUUGGGACAUUUUCUCAGACCAGAGGCAACUUACGAAUGAAUUUUUGCAAAACUGUCUACCAGGACAGAUAAGCCGAACAGGGAGUGACCGUCAGCAUCUUUGGACUGAAUGUAACGAC
This is a messenger RNA of Carlito syrichta (Philippine tarsier), 2534 nucleotides long. RefSeq names its product CCR4-NOT transcription complex subunit 6 (gene CNOT6). Lineage: Eukaryota; Metazoa; Chordata; Mammalia; Primates; Tarsiidae. Gene Ontology annotation, biological process: nuclear-transcribed mRNA poly(A) tail shortening. The record is from RefSeq and is a predicted model, not a curated record. Gene Ontology annotation, cellular component: CCR4-NOT complex; cytoplasm; nucleus. The transcript is spliced from 11 exons. Gene Ontology annotation, molecular function: poly(A)-specific ribonuclease activity; protein binding. The coding region runs from base 10 to 1668 and encodes 552 amino acids.